This is a messenger RNA of Hydatigera taeniaeformis, 1344 nucleotides long. Lineage: Eukaryota; Metazoa; Platyhelminthes; Cestoda; Cyclophyllidea; Taeniidae. The record is from the annotation of a GenBank genome assembly.
AUGUCCCUGCAAGUGCUCAAUCCCCUUCCCAGUCCUCGCUGCACACCCCUAUUAUCACCUAGCAACCGAUUUGAAUGUCGCUGCUCCUCCACUGAAUCGGCGGGGUCGGAGCACCUGGGCUCCACCUCAGAAAGUCCGUCCACCUCAAGGCGGCAAGAGACCACCUACUUUCCAACUGCCGUUGCUAUCUCAACUACCGCCUCGGCCACUGUCACCUCCGCUGCCAACCAAUCCAGACGAGUGCGAUUUCGACCACCUCCCACAAGCACCACCAACGCAACAGAGACGGCGCCAGAGGACGGUCCCUGUACAGGGGAAAAGAAUGAGACGAGUGACACUCCAGUCAAAUUCCUUCAGGUGCCUACAAUUCUCGACCCAUCCACCGCCUCUACCAUUGCAGAAGGCACCUCCACCCCAACCGUCGUUAGAGCCAAUCAUAUCGCUCGGCUCCACCAUCCUGUCAAACGAAAAGUCUCCCCAUCUAUCGGCAUCAAAAUCAAUCCUGCUGACUGCCCCACAGAUGUCAUUGUAGCCACGGCGACUACUGUUGCUGACAAUCCCUUCACCACUGCAGCACGGAAGGUUAAUGUUCUCCAAAGACAAAGCACGGUGGAGGAGAAAGGGGUUGGUGGUAGUAGUUCUGGUGGUGCAAAAAUUGCUCAAGAUCGUUCCGGCCGGAUGUCUCUGCGGCCCUCCCUCAUGCUCAACGCUCUGCGCGGUGUUCAGCGAAGCACCGACGAGACGGCUGUUGUUGGCACUGGCAGUAUCGGGGGGAGUGGAAGCACAAUUCUUCCUAAUGGGGUCAUCAAAUCUCUCACAUUUGAUUCCUCCACUGCACCUCCUGAUAAUCCAACUCGUCGACUCACACGUUUCUCCAAUCUCCUUCGUGCUCCUUCUGAAAUUGUCUCUGACCCAGAUCUCGAAGCCACAUCCAUUUCAGCCAAUCUAGAAGCUUCCAAUGAUUAUUCCACUGAUCACAGAGCCCUUCUCAUGGAGGUUCUUUGCUAUUGCUGUUGCUGUUGCUGUAAUGAUGGUGUCGGUGGCCGUAUUAGUGGUGGAGGUGGAGGUAGGAGGUCCGAUAAUAACUCCGCUACCGGUGGACAUCGUCGUCGAAUGCAUCGAGAUAGUGGUGGUGCAGGCGGAGGCAGCUCCGACCGACGUGGAGACUACGCUAACCUGAUUGAGAAUCACAGAUUGGCCCGACUAGUCACGUUACUAGCAGUGCUUGCGAUUCUGGGCCUUGUGCUCACUUAUAUUAUAAAACUGAUAGUGGAGCAGCAACAGCAGCAACACCAAGUGACAACCCCAACUCCACAGUUGUUUACCCAAAAUUCAGGUACAUAA